This is a messenger RNA of Acaromyces ingoldii, 572 nucleotides long. Its product is annotated as ribosomal protein S12. Gene Ontology annotation, biological process: translation. Gene Ontology annotation, cellular component: ribosome; small ribosomal subunit. Lineage: Eukaryota; Fungi; Basidiomycota; Exobasidiomycetes; Exobasidiales; Cryptobasidiaceae. The record is from RefSeq and is a predicted model, not a curated record. The transcript has 3 exons. Gene Ontology annotation, molecular function: structural constituent of ribosome. The coding region runs from base 1 to 519 and encodes 172 amino acids.
AUGUCAUUUCUCAAGCCUGCCACGACGGCACUCCUCCGUCGAGCCGCUCCACCGUUGGCCGGUCCCUCGCGUCUGCCGCCCCUCGUUUCUCGGUCCGCCCUUGCCUCUUGCGCGUUUAGCACAACGAGCCCAUGUGCCGUAACAUACCGGCAAGUAGCACGAGGUGCUCGCAAGCCGCAUCGCCCUCCUGUCAACCGUACUCCAGCGCUGGAAGGUGCGCCAUUCGUAAAGGGCGUCUGCAACCGAAUCUUCACCACCAAGCCAAAGAAGCCAAAUUCGGCCAUUCGAAAAGUGGCCCGAGUGAAGCUGUCGAACGGGAGAAUCGUCACCGCAUAUAUCCCUGGCGAGGGGCACAAUCUGCAAGAGCACAGUGUUGUGCUCAUGAGGGGUGGCAGAGUGCAGGACGUGCCAGGUGUCAGAUAUCAUCUCGUCAGAGGUGCGCUUGACUUUGGUGGCGUAGCCAACCGCACGACAUCAAGAUCUAAAUACGGCACAAAGAAACCGAAAGCCGCUGCAUAGAACAGUGUAAUGUAUGCAUUCUUUCAAGAUGAUAUCUGUGUCUGAAGACGAUU